ACAUGCAACAGUGGCCGGCCAACUUACAAUAAUAAUUGGUUUGCAGCAGCCUUAGAAACAACGACAGUAACUGCAUACCCAUCUUUUGCUUCACUAUUUGUUUCCUUGUCAAUACAAAAAGGCUUUGAGUCACUCAAACUAGAAGUAACAACCUACGACCAAUCAAUCUAAUUAACAAAAGGAUUAAUUAUGAGUGUCUGUCUGUAUGGUCAAAAACAGUGUUUACGUAUAUAAACAAUAGUAUACCGAACACUCCACACUUCAUCCUAUAUAAACACAACAAGGUCUAACUUUGUUUAUUGGAAAAGUUAUGAUGGAUUUUGAGUAUGAGAAGAUGUCAUUGGGCAAAAUUCUUUCAAGGAGAUCCUCUCUGGGGUGCUCCUCUCGUAACUCUUACUAUAGGAGUGGGGAAGGGGUUCCAUUCAAGUGGGAAAUGCAACCAGGGGUUGCAAAGGAACGACCAAAAGAUGAUCUUCCUCCGCUGAGUCCCCCACCAGCACUUCUCAGCCUGGGGCUACCCAAACCAUGCGUUCCAGACUCCAAAUCUUCAUCACCGUCAAGGCUAAGGUUUUGGAAGAAAAGGGUUAAGCAGGGAAAAAGCAAAAUGUCAUCCCAAGAUUGUUUCCACGAAGAAGAUGUUAUCGGUUUGGACAUGUUUGCAAGAUUCGAUUGCAGCUCCGAUUCUGAGUCUGUGGCAUCCUCGCGUGGCUCGAGUUUCUCUUCUUGGUCGUCUGUGUCAUUCGUGAAGAGUCCUACUACGACUAAUAUGAAAGAAGUGUAUGGAAAGCCUUUGAGCUUUGGUUGCUUCCCCAUGCAUGUUAGCAGAGUUUUUGUUUCUGUUGCAAGGCGUGAUUGAAAUGUGUAACACUGUGUAUAUGGAGUUAGUUCUGCUAAUUCUGUUUACUUUAGCAUGGUA
Vigna angularis (adzuki bean) is the source of this 916-nucleotide messenger RNA. RefSeq lists its product as uncharacterized. The record is from RefSeq and is a predicted model, not a curated record. The transcript has a single exon. NCBI's taxonomy places the organism in Eukaryota, Viridiplantae, Streptophyta, Magnoliopsida, Fabales, Fabaceae. The coding region runs from base 311 to 856 and encodes 181 amino acids.